UGGACCUCUGAGGAGCCCAAACUUUCCAGUAGCACCACAGGCAGCUGCUGUACAAAGACAGACAGAAAGAGGGACAGCUAGAUGAAUAACAAUUAAAACAGAAGAAAAGUAGUUAAAGCUAAAAUUUGUCUCUUUUAAAAUAUUUAAAAAUAAGAUAACUUAGUGCAGUUUUUUUCUUUUCAGUUUUAUACUUAUAUCUUUAUUGGAGAGGGCCCUUUGUGUGGAAAAAAGAGAAAAUGACAAGUCUGCUGUGCAUUACAAUGAUCUCCCUGACCCUGGCUGGCAGUGCAUACAGUAUGCCGAGCUCUCCCUCACAACCAACAGCUAAGGCUUUUGCUGACCUAGGUGCCAACGUCACCCUGCCCUGUCGGCUCCUGUCCAAAGACCCCAUGAUCUUUAGUACCAUUAGUUUUCGAGUCAAAUGGACCAAGGUGGCAGAUGAUGAAGCACUGAAUGAGAAUGUGCUGCUUUCAAUGGGUUUCCACAAGAAAACCUAUGGAAGCUUCGAGGACCGUGUCUUUCUGCAGGAGCAUGAUAGUGAAGAUGCCUCCCUAAUAAUAACCAACGUUUCCAUGGAUGACAUGGGAAAAUACCGCUGUGAGAUAAUCGACGGGGUGCAAGACACCGUGCAAGAUGUUACUUUGGAAGUGCAAGGCGGUCUUAUUGAUGGUGUUGUGUUCCCAUACUCCCCCCCUGUGGGCCGCUACAACCUGAACUUCCCCAAAGCUGUGCAGGCCUGUCUGGAACAGAAUGCUUCUGUCGCCACCUUUGACCAGAUGUUUGAGGCCUGGAAGGGCGGCCUGGACUGGUGCAAUGCUGGCUGGCUGAAUGAUGGCACAGUACAGUAUCCCAUCACCAAACCCAGACACAAUUGUGGAGGCACCAAAAACGGGCCUGGCAUCAGAAGCUAUGGUUAUCCUGACAAACAAAUAAGUCGCUUUGACGUGUUCUGCUAUGCUUCUGAACUCAAAGGACAUUUCUAUUGGCUGGUCCAGCCCGACAGGCUGACCUUUGACGAGGCUGUGCAGGCAUGCUUAGACGAUGGUGCAGAGAUUGCCAAGGUGGGCCACAUUUACUCCGCCUGGAAGCUCGAGGGUUACGAUCGCUGCGAUGCUGGCUGGUUGGCUGACGGAAGUGUGCGCUACCCCAUUUCCAGACCCCGCAAGAACUGCAGCCCCACAGAAGCUGCAGUGCGCUUUAUUGGAUUCCCAGACAAGAAGCAAAAGUCUUACGGUGUCUAUUGCUACAAGGCUGAGUAGUGAGGUAGUAGGUAGCAGUAGGGAAGCCAUAAUCACCAAAGAGCAGCAACAACCACAACCAAUAAAAUCCACAAGAAAGCAGACAAGCUUUGGAUCUUAACUAGCAUGAGCUCAAUACUUUCUUUGAAACUGUGAUAACCCUCCUUAACUUUUAAAAACAAAUACUGUACAUCUUACUUCCAUAUGCAAUGAAUGACAACAUAUGUGUAGCCAUUAAGUUUUGUUUUUUCUAACUGUGCAUUCAUUACAUUUACAGAGACUGUUGGGAAAAGGCAACAGUGUUAAUGUAUGAGUGAAAUGACAGAGACAAGAGCUUGAUGAUUGUAAAACACGAUCUAAGUUUGGUUUGUCCUCCACAGAAUGAUUAAAUGUGUGAAGUUUAAGAUUUAGAGCAUUUAUGCUCAUGUGCAGAUGAUAUUUGCUGCUUUAAAAUGUAUCUAAAGAACAAAACAAAGUAACAUGUUAUUCAUUUAUCAAGUACCACAUUAAUAAAAUACCUUAGAUGAACAUAAGUACCACUGUUGAGCUAUGGAUAUUAACGUGUUUUACUGCAGAAAGUAUUCAACUUGAUCCCUCUCUAAUCAGAGUUUAAGAGGUGGGCAACCCUGCAGAAUGUCUUUUAACCGAGGAGUUGUGAUCACAUUUAUUGUUUAACAGGAAAAUUCAUGUAAAUGUAUCAAUGGACUGUGACUUUUUCUCCAUUGAUAGCUCCCAUCAGAUAAACUUCUAAUUCCAAUUUGAAAGACAGUUUAACUUUUGUAACCUAGUGCAGUAUGUUUAUUUUAAAAAUGUUUUUUUUUUAUGUUUGUCACUAUAGUUUAAUGUGUGUAAUUUUUUUUUAGAGAAGAAAAAUACAGAUUCGGACAAUUGUAGAUUUGUAGUUCUUAGAAAAUAUUAACAAAACAUUUAGCCAGAUAGUGAAUUCAGAUUACAUACAGAUCUUCCCCUUUUUCUGUGAACACAACCUUUUUUAAAAAACAUACAUGUAACUAUCUUAUCUUGACAGUUGUAGGAAUUCCGUAAGACAUAGACUACAUCCAAUACUACAGUAGCUACAAUUGCAACGGAUGUUGUCGGGGCUGAAAUCCACUAUGACUGCAGUUUCACAAAUUCUUGCUGAGGAUGUGAGCUGGUAAUGGUACAUUUCCACUAGUACUCUAUUGUUUUAAAGACCUGAGCCGUACUGACGAUCACGCCUAAGGAUUCACUAAUAAUGUCUUAAGACAUGUUUUGGAAUAAAAAAUCAAAGCCAACAGAAAAUCAUAAUAAUAGUGUCCUGUGGACCACAGUGAGCAUGUUUUGGACAUACAGAGCUGUUAAUCUAAAGGUAUGACACGACCAGAAGACAGCAACCUUUUUAGGUAUCUGUUACAAAAACAAUAUAUUUGUGUUAGACCUUUUUUAACCCUGGGCACUGACAUACGGUACUUACUGCAGGCUGUAGUAAUAUGGUGAUGCAUUGUUUGUAAAAGCAAAACUUAAAAAUGUCUCUCACACUUGUGCAUUUGUAUUCACUUGUGCAUUAAAAAAAGGUAUUUUUGCAUCGUAUCACCAUGUACCUUUUUCAACAAAGCAGUUUGAAAUAAAGAACUACGACUUUUAAAUCAA
This is a messenger RNA of Etheostoma spectabile (orangethroat darter), 2867 nucleotides long. Its product is annotated as hyaluronan and proteoglycan link protein 1. Bases 237 to 1259 code for a protein of 340 amino acids. The record is from RefSeq and is a predicted model, not a curated record. Gene Ontology annotation, biological process: cell adhesion; positive regulation of neuroblast proliferation; skeletal system development. The transcript is spliced from 4 exons. Lineage: Eukaryota; Metazoa; Chordata; Actinopteri; Perciformes; Percidae. Gene Ontology annotation, molecular function: hyaluronic acid binding. Gene Ontology annotation, cellular component: synapse; perineuronal net.